Messenger RNA from Colletotrichum spaethianum, 687 nucleotides. RefSeq names its product acetate transporter protein patA. Gene Ontology annotation, molecular function: acetate transmembrane transporter activity. The record is from RefSeq and is a predicted model, not a curated record. The transcript is spliced from 5 exons. NCBI's taxonomy places the organism in Eukaryota, Fungi, Ascomycota, Sordariomycetes, Glomerellales, Glomerellaceae. Gene Ontology annotation, cellular component: plasma membrane. Bases 1 to 687 code for a protein of 228 amino acids.
AUGACUCUGGAGAGAUCCGAGACGGUCCAAAUCAAUGCGUCUCGGUUUCCAGCAUCAAGAUCACUACCAACUGCUGCAACCUCGUUACCCAUUGGGGCUUUCUCUACAACUUUGACAACACUUUCGCUAAGCUUGAUGGAAUGGCGAGGAGUUACCACAACAAAUGUCUACAUCGCGAAUUUCUUCUUCCUCGCUGCGUUUGGCCUCCUGAUCUCGGCUCAGUGGGAGCUUACUGCUGGGAACGGUUUCGGAUACAGUGUCUUCAGUGCUUUCGGGCUGUUCUAUGCAGGCUACGGAGCUAUAUUGACUCCCUCGUUUGGGGUAGCUGCCGCAUACGGCGAUGAUAUUCAGCAGUAUAAUAAUGCGUUGGGACUUUUCAUGAUCAUCUGGAGUGUUUUCGUUCUCGCAUACUUAGUAGCAUCUCUGCCAACUAACGUCGUUUAUAUCUUGAUCUUCGUCUUCGUAGAACUUGCCUUUAUGACUAUUGCUGCGAGUUAUUUCGCUGCAGCAGAUGGUAAUAAAUCGGCCUCGACCGGACUCAAGAAGACCGGCGGCGUUUUCGCAUUUCUCGCGGGACUCGUUGGAUGGUAUCUCACUUUCCACCUGCUACUGAAAGAUUCGGUCGUGGAACUGCCAUUGGGAGACACAUCCCAGUAUUUCCCAAAGACCAGAAAGAACGUGGAAUAG